Molecule: messenger RNA, 784 nt
Organism: Aspergillus campestris IBT 28561
Lineage: Eukaryota; Fungi; Ascomycota; Eurotiomycetes; Eurotiales; Aspergillaceae
Product: mitochondrial 54S ribosomal protein uL13m
Exons: 3
Coding region: 155-658 (167 amino acids)
Biological process (GO): negative regulation of translation; translation
Cellular component (GO): ribosome; mitochondrial large ribosomal subunit
Molecular function (GO): mRNA binding; structural constituent of ribosome
Source: RefSeq, a predicted model, not a curated record
AUUUGCUGGUAGUAGCUGAGCGGUCUGUAACUAUCUACGUUGGUGGACGACUCUCUUUUGGCCCCACCUUGAUAUUCUCCUCUACCUUCUUUUGAUACUGUAUACUUUUUUCUUCUAAUUGAUUGACCCAUCCCAUCCUGGGCCCGUCAUCAACAUGUCGCAAACCGUCGGCAAGACUCGCCUCGCGUACUCGCGCGCAUGGCACCACAUCGACGUCGGCACCGACGAGCGCACGCUGGGCCGGCUCGCUUCCUCGAUCGCGCUCUUCCUCAUGGGCAAGAACAAGCCCAUCUACGACCCGUCCACGGACUGCGGCGACUACGUCGUGGCUGUCGGCUGCCACGACCUGCGCACCUCGGGCAAGAAGCGUUUCCAGAAGAAGUACUACACGCACAGCACCCGGCCCGGUAGCCUCCGCAGCAUGACCAUGGACAAGAUGUUUGAGAAAUGGGGUGGUGGUGAGGUGCUGCGCCGUGCGGUGCGUGGUAUGCUGCCGAAGAACCGGUUGCGGGAGCCGAGACUGGCGCGGUUGAAGACCUUCGAGGGUGUGUCUCAUCCUUACAAGGAGAAUAUCAUCAAGCUGGGACAUCAGCCGUCUGUCAUUGGGUCCAUGCCUGAAGUGCAGCAGGCUCUUAAGGAGGCCAAGACCAGUGCAUAAAUGUUUUCUAUGUUCUCUGUAUAUUUGUCUGAUUAUCAUGUACUAUUUACCUUACCGCUAGCGCAUGGGUGGGAGUUUUUUUUUCUGAAAUUUCCUGUGUCUACUAGAUUACACAAUAUCAUCUAC